UAACUGUUUGGCCAGGUCAGCAGCUAAAAAAAUUGCAUGUGCAUUUUUCCGGGCCAAAAAGUUAAAAAUGCAGAAAUUUGUGCAGCUUUGUUUGGUGCUCGCACUGACCUUACUUAUAGGCAGCCAUUGCGUGGAUGCUGAUAAGAAACAGAGCAAGAAGUACAGCCGGGAGGCCAAUGACCCGCAUUUCCAGCAAGUCGCGGACGAGAAGUACGACCCGGACUUUAAGAAAAUACAGCGCCCAUUCCGCAUGGCCAAAUUGAAUCUUGUGUGGUCGAAAGCUCAGAAUCGUUUAACGGAGCCUAAGCUAAAGUCGUUGUAUAUGGAGCUGAAGAUCCACGACAAAGAGGAGAUCGCUUGGAAGCAGCUCAACUCCCAGCACAAGGACAAGGAUGGUUUGAAGGAAAACGAACUGCGCCGAAAGCUGAUUGGCAUAAUGAGCAGCUACGACCUGUUGGAGCACUUUGACGAGACUGAAGAUGCGGAGAAAAUCAAGCCCUUCAAAAAAUUCCACGACCCCGAGGAACGGCAUAAAAAUAAAAGUCUUUUUAAAGAUAAGAAACUUAAUAGGCUGUGGGAGAAAGCCGAAGUUUCCGGUUUCACGUCUGAGGAAUUAAAGUCCCUUAAGCAAGAGUUUGAGCAUCAUCAGGAUAAGGUAGAUGUUUACUACAGCUUGCUGGAAAACAUUGGCUCUGUGGACUCCGAUAAACACGAGAAUGCCAUUAACACUGAAGACCUUGACACAUACAAUCUGAUUUCGAAUAAUGAUGCCAACGAAAACGAGAUAAAGACCCAUGAUCAGAAUGUAAAGAAAUUUGAGAACGAUCUGAAUACUCUACGUGGCCAUCAUGUUGGAAUCAAGGAUCACUACGACAGGUUGGAGCGGCUGGUGUCGUCUGGACCGCACAGCCAAGACUUUAUUGAGCCCAAGGUUCAGGGCUUGUGGCGCGUUGCUCAGGCAAGCAAUUUCACGGUCAAGGAACUGGCUUCCAUCAAAACCGAACUGAAUCAUUUCGAGAGUCGCUUGCUGAAGUUGCGACACCUGCACGCAGAGCAUGCGCUUCACAAGGAGAAGUACAAGGAUGAGAAGCACAAGGAUAAGAGCAACCGCUUCGAAGAUAUGGAGGACCAGCUGAAAAAACAAGCUCGCAAAGUAGAAAAACUGCAGGAGAACAUUGAAAAGACAAUUUUCAAGCAUGCAGAGCUAUGAUCCGAAAUGAUCAUUAAACGUGCCAAGCGAAUAAAUUAGAAUUAAGCCCAACCUGAGGUCAAGCACAAUUGUUAAGUAUAGUUUUGAGACCAAAUAUUUUGUAUGAAAUAAAAACUAAUGAACAUAUGUA
Messenger RNA from Drosophila guanche, 1340 nucleotides. Its product is annotated as alpha-2-macroglobulin receptor-associated protein. The transcript is spliced from 5 exons. Lineage: Eukaryota; Metazoa; Arthropoda; Insecta; Diptera; Drosophilidae. The record is from RefSeq and is a predicted model, not a curated record. Bases 68 to 1210 code for a protein of 380 amino acids. Gene Ontology annotation, molecular function: low-density lipoprotein particle receptor binding; heparin binding; receptor antagonist activity. Gene Ontology annotation, biological process: regulation of receptor-mediated endocytosis. Gene Ontology annotation, cellular component: endomembrane system; endoplasmic reticulum.